AUGCCCAAUGAAGUCAAGAUGAAGCCGAAGGCGGUGGAAAACAAGAGGAAGCCAAGAGGGAUGGUCGGCGCUCCCCGCUCCUAUAUCAAGAGCAUGCAACAGGACUUGAACUAUUCAAUUCAGGUGAAACCGACCCAAAUCGUUGUGAGUUUGUCGGAUUAUUGGCAAUUUUAGACCUUUUUUGAGCAUUUCCUGUCUUUGAAAAAUUUAAAAAAUGAUUUUUUCUAAUUCUUCCAAGCUGCGCCCGAGUUACUGUAAAUUUUUCGACGGCCAAGUGAAAAAAAAUAUUUUUGAAUCCUUUGUAUUUUUUUUUUCAGUUCGACCCACGGCAAUUCUUCGUGACUCUCUUCAUUAUCAAUACCUGCGCGAAGCAGCUCUGCUUCAAAAUCCGGCCUCCAUCUUCCAAAAUCUUCACUGUGACUCCGCUCUCCGGCUUCAUCAAGCCUUUCGAAAAGGCUUACGUUGUCAUCCAUCGACCGGUACGAACUUUUUCUGUCUUAUUUUACAUAUUUUUACAUGGGACAGUACGUAUUUUACAACCUCAAUGUCCUGGUGUUUUUUUAGAAGCCAAUCGCUCACAAUGACAGUUUAUUGAUCGAAUUUGGACCUGAUACUGGCGUGGAACAUGCUGCUGUUCUUUUCGAUGACAAAUGGGUCGAUUCGGAAACUUUGAGUGUUCCGGUUUUCUCGAAGGGCCCUGGUGGGACGUGA
This is a messenger RNA of Bursaphelenchus xylophilus (pine wood nematode), 711 nucleotides long. The record is from the annotation of a GenBank genome assembly. NCBI's taxonomy places the organism in Eukaryota, Metazoa, Nematoda, Chromadorea, Rhabditida, Aphelenchoididae.